UUAACCGACUAGACUCGGCGGGUCCAAAGAUGCUCCAGAGAAACAUACUGUAGGCCCCAAGUGCACAGCUACUGUGCGUAAUGACAGCAUCGGUGUGCCUCAGAGUUUAGCAGCAGGUCUUUUGAGGAGAGCUUGUAUUCAGCUGCAAAUCCCCAGUAAUGGAGAUUGACACAUAAAGGAUUCCAGAUCCACUGACAGAGGCAAUAUUAAGGAUACCCAUCUUCCUCGGUUCUGCGGAUCAAAUUUCAACCAGGAUUCCCCUCAGGUAGGAUAGGUUAGGGGCCUUGGUGUCAGUGCCAUUGGAGCAGUGUGCACUGGAGACUAAAGGAAGACUCAGGAUUCUCAGGAGAUAUCUGCACUGAACUGGAGGGCUAAAGUAACUGGGAACAAUGUCUCAUCAGACAGGUAUCCAUGCGACUGAGGAUUUGAGGCAGUUCCUGGUCAAAGCAAGGCAAGGAGCCACCAGAGUCAUAAAGAUUGUCAUAAGGAGUGAGCAAUUGGUGUUGGGGUCCUACAGAGAGCCCUCUCAGAGCUGGGACCAGGAUUAUGACCCAUGUGUUCUGCCUCUGUUGGACUCGUCGGAGCCAUGCUACAUCCUGUUCCGUAUGGACACGCAGAACCAGCAGGGUUACGAGUGGCUCUUCAUCUCCUGGUCUCCAGAUCAGUCGCCUGUGCGACUGAAGAUGGUGUAUGCUGCCACUCGUGCCACACUGAAAAAGGAGUUUGGUGGAAGUCACAUCAAAGAUGAACUAUUCGGAACCACACAAGAAGAUGUGUGUUUUCAGGGUUACCUUCGCCACAUGUCCUCUUCCUCCAGCCCUGGUCCCCUCACUGCAGCUGAACAGGAGCUCCAUCAGAUCAAAGCCACAGAGGAGGAGCGAAGACGAGUCACUGCUCCGUCUGGGAGAGGAAAGGCCCAGAUAAGUGUGGAGAGUAAGUCCCUGAAUCUGCAGGGUUUGGCGUUCCCAUUAAAGGAGGAAGCUAAACGAGCUUUACAGCUCCUCAAACAAAGGCGCAUCAACUACAUCCAGCUAAGGCUGGACACUGAGAGAGAGACAAUCGAGCUGGUCCAUACCAAUCCUACAGAGAUUCGUGAACUGCCGGCCCGAAUCCCUGCUGAUGCUCCUCGCUAUCACUUCUUCCUGUAUAAACACUCUUAUCAGGGCCAGAGUGUGGAGGCUGUGGUAUUCAUCUACUCCAUGCCUGGGUACAGCUGUAGCAUCAAGGAGCGGAUGCUCUACUCCAGCUGUAAGAACCAGCUGCUGGAGGAGGUGGAGAGGGAUUACUGCAUAGAGAUCAGUAAGAAGAUGGAAAUAGACAGUGGAGAGGGCUUGACGGAAGAGUACCUAUUUGAAGAAGUUCACCCUAAGCCACAGGCCCUGAAACAAGCCUUUGCCAAGCCAAAGGGCCCUACAGGGAAACGGGGUAACAAGCGUCUGAUCAAGGGAGUAGGGGAGAACGGCGAAGACAGCUAGAGCUGCGUGAACUGAGACAAAGCCUCCAGAAAUGCUCACCUGCGACCUGAUGUCUGACUUCUCUUUCCGUUGUUCUGUCUUCCUUAACACUUGUGUUCUUGCUAAAUGUUCUGACACCCACUGUAUUGAAAAUGCCACAAAUAUUAAACAAAACACUAUGAUUAUUUUGCAUAAUAUUCAAAUAAAACCUGUUUCUGUA
Messenger RNA from Ictalurus furcatus (blue catfish), 1674 nucleotides. It is a transcript of the gene twf2b, whose product is annotated as twinfilin actin-binding protein 2b. The record is from RefSeq and is a predicted model, not a curated record. Gene Ontology annotation, biological process: barbed-end actin filament capping; actin filament depolymerization; positive regulation of neuron projection development. NCBI's taxonomy places the organism in Eukaryota, Metazoa, Chordata, Actinopteri, Siluriformes, Ictaluridae. Gene Ontology annotation, cellular component: myofibril; cytoplasm; actin filament. The transcript has 10 exons. Gene Ontology annotation, molecular function: actin monomer binding; actin filament binding. Bases 390 to 1475 code for a protein of 361 amino acids.